Megalops cyprinoides (Indo-Pacific tarpon) is the source of this 1974-nucleotide messenger RNA. Its product is annotated as PHD finger protein 1-like. The record is from RefSeq and is a predicted model, not a curated record. Gene Ontology annotation, cellular component: nucleus. The transcript has 15 exons. Gene Ontology annotation, biological process: regulation of DNA-templated transcription; chromatin organization. The coding region runs from base 383 to 1921 and encodes 512 amino acids. Gene Ontology annotation, molecular function: DNA binding; chromatin binding. NCBI's taxonomy places the organism in Eukaryota, Metazoa, Chordata, Actinopteri, Elopiformes, Megalopidae.
GCGUCACCACAAGUCACUCGGUCGAGAACGAGAGGCAGGGAUGAUGGCGUCUCUGGCGGGUUGACUCUCGGCAGCAUUGGCAAACACCUUUAUCAAACACAAAAAUGCAACGAGGGAAGAAAGUGGCAUAGGAGCGGGAUCACGACGAUGCGACGUCGCGGAUAACGGACAGGCAGAGACGGACAGACAGACGCCUUUACGUUGACGGGUUGAUUGACACGCCGUUUGGCACAGACACAUACACACAAACAUAGCUGGCUACAGUAACAGAGACGCGGAAAGAAAAAAAAAACAACAACAUCGGCGAGAAAGAAACAUUUCAUGUCGAGCUUGAAUAGUUUUAUCUGUUAACCCCCGGCGGAAAGGAGUUCGACCUGUCAGGAUGGGGGGAGUGACUGAGGGAGAUGACGUGCUGGCUCGUUGGAGUGAUGGAUUGUUAUACCUCGGCAAUGUUAAAAGAGUAGAUGGACUCAAACAGUGCUGCUUGGUUCGGUUUGAAGACAACUCUGAAUUCUGGGUUCUGAAGAAGGACAUUCACUCCUUUUCAGCUGGAAAAGAGGGAGUUUGCUCCGUGUGUGAUGCCCCGCCCCUCAAAGAACCGCUCGUGAACUGUCACAAGUGUCGCCAUGGAUAUCACCCUCAGUGCCACACACCUUCCAUCGAGCAGGAGGCCGACUGCAACGCCUGGAUAUGCCGGCAGUGCGUCUUUGCGGUUGCCACAAAGAGAGGGGGUGCCUUAAAAAGAGGACGAUUCGCCCGCCUCAUGCAGAUCAUGAAACUGAGGCUGCCCUAUCAGCUUUCGGCUUUGGACUGGGAUCCGCAGCAUCUGACCAAUCAGCAGCAGUGUUACUGCUACUGUGCCGGCCCUGGAGAGUGGAACCUGAAGAUGCUGCAGUGUGUUGGGUGUGGUCAGUGGUUCCACGAAGCCUGCACACAGUGUCUGACCAAACCACUGCUGUAUGGAGACAGGUUCUACCAGUUUGAGUGUUCGGUGUGCACAAAAGGACCAGAGACCAUUCAGAGACUACCCAUGAGCUGGGUAGAUCUGGCCCAUUUGGUGCUGUAUCACCUGUCCUUGUGUUGCAAGAGGAAAUAUUUUGACUUUGAUCAUGAGAUUCUCUCCUUCACCAAUGAGAACUGGGACUCCCUGUUACUUGGCGCGCUGUCUGACACCCCCAAACAGGAUCGCUGCCACAAUCUCCUCAAUGCAUUGAACUCCCACAAAGACAGGUUUGUGUCUGGGAAAGAGAUCAAGAAGAAAAAGUGUCUGUUUGGGCUUCAGGUCCGCGCUCCGCCUCCAUUGACCUCCGACCUUUCGCCUCUCAUCACCGAGCCCCCAAUCAGCAUCUCCCACAGGAGAAGCCCUCUGUCGGUGCUGUGUCAAAGGCGGGCGGCCAACCCGGAGUCGCGGAAAUCCAAACGACGCAUCGGGGAGACACAGCCCCGCCCUCAAGCUAUUGUGGCCAAUCCCCUUGACCUGACACCAUGUUUCCAUGGUUACAUGGGCGGAACCAACUUCUACAACUCCAGGAAAUCAGAGGAUGAGCUGAACUCUGGAUCCCCUCCGAAGCGGAUGUUUGCCCUCUACCACCCCUCCUACAACGGGACGCAGGGCCUGUCCAGAACUCUGCACCAUUACAGUGUGGAGGACCCCUGUAGCCUUCCCCCGCCCUGCCUUCCCUUCCCGCGGUCGCCCGCCCACCUGCCUGCACAGAAAGCGGACCCCUGCGCUCCGCUCUUCCUGCGUGAUGUCACAUCCUGUCCCGGUGGGGGCGGGGGCGGGGGUGGGGGUGGUGCGGAGGGGUCCAUGCUGGAGAGAGGGCGUGGCGGCGGGGAGGCCGUGAGGAUUUUGGCGAGACGAAUAACGCCGGACGGGAAAGUGCAGUAUCUGGUGGAGUGGGGGAACGUGAGCGUGUACUGACAGAGAGAGAGAGAGAGAGACGGACAGGGGAAGGGAGCGAGGGAGAGAGAGAG